This is a messenger RNA of Malaya genurostris, 5748 nucleotides long. It is a transcript of the gene me31B, whose product is annotated as ATP-dependent RNA helicase me31b. The record is from RefSeq and is a predicted model, not a curated record. The transcript is spliced from 6 exons. NCBI's taxonomy places the organism in Eukaryota, Metazoa, Arthropoda, Insecta, Diptera, Culicidae. The coding region runs from base 912 to 2231 and encodes 439 amino acids. Gene Ontology annotation, molecular function: mRNA binding; ATP binding; RNA helicase activity. Gene Ontology annotation, cellular component: cytoplasmic stress granule; P-body. Gene Ontology annotation, biological process: P-body assembly; cytoplasmic stress granule assembly.
GACCUUUUCUUUUGCUUUCCGCAACCCAGCGACGAACGUUGGCAUCAAGUUAAAAAGUUACGGCGCAAGAGAGAAGACGUGAAAAAGUUUAAGCAAGAAUAUUAUACGACGGUGAAGAGUAGCAACGAGUUUAAAAAACUAAAUUUAAAAGUUUAACAGUGUACUGAGCAAACGUGACUCACGUGGAAAAGAAAUCAGAAGCGACCACGUUGUGUCCCCAUCGUGAAAGCCUACUUGCAUCGGUCGUAGAAGGUUUUCGGCCAGUUGUUUCCUAGCACAACUACCCGGGCUAGUUUGCAAACCUGUGAUCUUCUGAGGACAUAUUCUGUCGAAUUUGAACAAAUGAAAAAACCAGAAUAAUAAUAAUAAAGACACUUGAACGAAAGUUCUCUACCAUUCGACAAUUUUGUGUCGGGUUUGGUCCGCGUGCAAGCUGUAUAAACUAUUUCUGCUCGCCCCAAAUAAUUGUACAUAAAAAAAGCAAAACAAGUUUAAUCAAACGUAAUAUUUGAAAGUGCAUGGUGUUGAAGAAAAGUUUUUAAAUUGGCAAUAAGAGACAUUUAGCCAACAGGUGAAGAGAACAAGACUUUUUAAAUUAUUAUUUAUACAUUAGCUGUAAUAUAAAAGGAGAACAAGUUGAAUGUGGUUUCAAUCAUAGACCGCAACGUUGGAAAAGCGACACGAAGAACAAAGCAAAUAAAGUUUAAGCAUCCUAAGAAUAAGAAUUAGUAAUAAACGCGAAACACAAAGUGAAAUAAGGAUCGGGGGUGCAAAAAAGAAAGUCACCCACAUAUUUUUUACCAGCAAAAAAGAAAACCGGUGAAGUUGUAGCAUAAGUGUAAAUCUUUAUAGGAAAUAAAAAAACACCAGUAGAGCUUAAGCCAAGCUAGAAGCACUCUACUGCAAGCAUCAUGAUGACUGAAACGCUGAAUUCUAACAACCACCUCAGCCAGAAAGGUGAAAAUAAAGUGGAUGACAUGGGAUGGAAAGCCAAACUUAAAAUACCGCCCAAAGAUACUAGAAUUAAGACUAGUGAUGUAACGGACACUCGAGGUAACGAGUUUGAAGAGUUUUGCCUGAAGCGUGAGCUGCUGAUGGGUAUCUUUGAGAAGGGAUGGGAGAAGCCGUCGCCGAUCCAGGAGGCAGCUAUCCCGAUUGCACUAGUGGGUAAGGAUAUCUUGGCGAGGGCCAAAAACGGCACUGGCAAGACAGGCGCGUACAGCAUUCCUGUACUAGAGCAAGUUGAUCCUACCAAGGAUUAUAUUCAGGCGCUAAUCAUCGUGCCAACGCGUGAGCUGGCCCUACAAACGUCACAGAUUUGCAUUGAACUUGCGAAACACAUGCAUAUCCGGGUCAUGGUGACCACCGGUGGUACCAACCUCAAGGAUGAUAUUAUGAGAAUAUAUCAGAAAGUUCAAGUGAUCAUCGCCACACCCGGCCGUAUACUGGACCUGAUGGACAAGGAGGUGGCGAAUAUGGCCAACUGCCGUAUGCUAGUAUUAGACGAAGCGGACAAGUUGCUGUCGCAAGACUUUAAGGGCAUGCUGGAUCAUGUCAUAAUGAAAUUGCCAAAAGAGCGCCAGAUUCUGCUGUUUUCGGCGACAUUCCCGCUAAGUGUAAAGAACUUUAUGGAAAAGCAUUUGCGCGAGCCAUACGAAAUCAAUCUUAUGGAGGAGCUCACCCUGAAGGGUGUCACCCAGUACUACGCGUUUGUCCAGGAGCGGCAGAAGGUGCACUGUCUCAAUACAUUAUUCUCCAAACUACAGAUCAAUCAGUCGAUAAUCUUCUGCAAUUCGACACAGCGUGUUGAACUGUUGGCGAAAAAAAUCACUGAGCUCGGCUACUGCUGCUACUACAUUCAUGCCAAGAUGCAACAGGCACACCGAAACCGUGUUUUCCAUGACUUCCGAUCCGGGUUGUGCCGAAACUUGGUCUGCUCCGAUCUCUUUACGCGUGGUAUCGAUGUACAGGCUGUGAAUGUUGUUAUUAAUUUUGAUUUCCCCAAAAUGGCGGAGACCUAUCUGCACAGAAUUGGUAGAUCCGGACGUUUUGGACAUCUGGGUAUUGCCAUCAAUCUAAUCACCUAUGAAGAUCGAUUCGAUCUCCACCGUAUCGAGAAGGAGUUGGGUACCGAAAUAAAACCCAUUCCCAAAGUGAUUGAUCCGGCCCUGUAUGUGCCCAGGCUGGAUGAUCCAAACAACACACAGGAGGAGCAAAACAUCAGUAAAUAAGUCUAUCCACAAACAUACCACACAGUCAAAUUCCAGCAGCUUCAAUCAAGAUCACAAAAUAAACAUGACUAAAGAUUCUCGCCCAUCCUCGGAACAAAUUUCGAACCACCCAAGCUAGCAAAAAUGUUUAAAUAUAAAACGGAGAACCGAGAGAAACAAUGGGUUCCUAACAAAAGAUUGCGCUGCUGGUUGUAGGAUAGUCACACAACAGCUACAAGAGAGAAAUGGAGUCUUCAAAUUAUUAUACUUUUUUGUUCGAAUUUUUUAAAGAAAUUGUUUCAUAAGGAAUAAGAGAAGCUACUGAUGAAUAUGAAUUCAAACAAGUACCCACAAAUUCACAUACAAAUUAAAUCUGUAAACAAUUGUGGAAAAGGACUGCGGUAAUGGAGUGUUUGAGGAAACCCGAGAGUGGACGUGGAUCGAGUGGAUGAACGCCGUGAACGAGUGAACUGUGGGGAACCAAUCUAACAUCGCCAGCAUUAAAGUCAUCGGUGUGUGUUGAUGAAUUAGACGGAAUAGAAAAACAUCAACGCCUUUUAUAUAUAUUCGAGUGUCAGGAUAGGCAAUCAGAGUAGACGAAUCGGGAUAUGGCGCACAGUUCGCCGAAAAGAGUAUGGUUCUGUAAAUAGCAUUUCGUGGGAAUCAGACCCAUGAAGGAAAAAUCUUUGGAAUAGUGAAAAUUUCACCGCGAAUGAAAACUUGUUCUUGGAUGAGGCAUCCCAGUUUCGUCAGAGCCCAAUUUGCCAGUGGAAGUUUGCGUUUGUUAUUUAGUUUGAAGAACACUAAUCAACACCUAGAGUGAGACGAGCGAACAAUCACCUAUUUACUCAAGAAAAUGUCUACGAGGGGUAUGUGAACACAAAAAAACGAUUUUUACAGCAAAGAGUUGAGGGGGGGAAUUAAUAAAAAAAAUAUACAAGGGAACGUAAAACAAGUAAUUAAAAAAAGGGUUUUAAACGGUAACAACGAGAGAAGGCAAGCCUCCAAAUUGCAGGUAUGCUCUUUACCUGACGAAAAAGAUUGCCACCAGCAUCGUAGAUGUUUUCUUGUGUCAAACGUGUUUUGUUCGUCCAAAUCACGCAAUAAUCGGGCCUAGGUUAAAUGUUAUCAUCCAUAAGUCACAAAACCAUCAAUUCAAAGUCCGUUUAUUGGUGUUUUUCUGUUUACAAAAAAAAAAAACAAUUUAUUUCCCGGAUCAAUUUGCAACCUUAAACUUUGUUAUUUAAAUACUAGGAGCGAUGGAGAAUGAUUGGUUUAACAACACCAACUAUACAAGUAUUACCUUUGGUUUACAGUGAGGCUUUCUGCCACUGACACGUUUUAGCGUAACCAGUUUAGUCGAGAGAAAAGCACAGGGUUUUUAUCUGCUGGAUUGAAUUAUCUGUAACAGUUAGCGCCCUGUUUGAAACGUACAUUUCUCCAUCGCAUCAAUGUCAAUAUUUUGAAAAAGAAAAAAAUACAUCAUCAUCUGCAUCUGUUCUCAUAAUUGACGGACAUUUGUUUCCAUGGUUGCCUUUUGAAAAUGAUUAGUUUUUCACACCAAUGGAAGAUGUGUCAGUGUUUCAGUACAAUAAAAAUACAGCCAUUGUUUUAACAAUGCCUUCAAGAACAGCUAGGAACUCUCCUAAACUGCACAAUCAAACCAAACAGAGACACAUCUUUCAUAGUCAUGCGUAAUUUCCCAGCUUAUUUCGUAAAUUAAAACUGUUUGUUACCGACCUUCGUGUACAUUGAGCUGAAUUCUAAUGAUUGUCAGUUUUCUUUACAUUUUCAACCAAUUUUUUAUGAGGUUCAGCAAAUGUCACAAUAUCGCGGGUGUGUAACAAUUUAAAAUAAGAUACAAAGUUACGAUUCUUCGUUUAAGAAGAAGUCGUGCUUUGAUUAGGGAAUAUAGCACAGGGUUAAAGGACCCGUGUAACAUAACAGCGGGAGAUCUUUUUUCUACCGUUCAUAAUUCAGCGAAAUUAAAUUGAGCCAUUCAUGUUCCUGCACAGUACAGAAAUUAAUCAGAAGUGUUCAGACACUUUGUGUAGUACAGCUAAGAACCCAAGAAAACAAAAAUGAUAUGAAUGCAUCCACACAGUCUUUAAAAAAACAUCCACGUGGAAUGAGUUGAUAAAAUCCUUACUCUUACCGACAGUUUUGUACGCGUUUUCACGUUGUCCUGGAGCGAAAUCGUUUUCAUUUACUCGGACGGUGGGACACUCAUUCUAGCAUUCAUUUUGGGAGAUAUUUAAAGUAAACAACAUCGACACAUAUUGGAGGAAUACUGAUAAUAGCAGAAGAUCGAAAUUGUGAUAAAGUCGUAAUUACUAUCAGUAGAACCAAUACGAGAACAAGGGGUAUUACACGAUUGCUACAGAAGACUACAACGGCUACCAACGCCAUUACAGAACAUCGUUUUGAAAUUCGAAUUUAUGUAUAUUUCACCAUCAUUUGCAAAGUUCAGAAUCUCCGGUACGUAAAUUUGAAUUUGUAGUCCAGAUUUUAUCUCCAUCCGGUAAAUAGGUAAUAAAUCAAGCAGACCCCUUGAGAUAAUUCGCUUGUAAAAGAAAUCAAUGAAGCAAUUUUCGAAUAACAACUAAUCAAGUAGUUAAUUCAGACAAACAAAUUGUGAUCUCUAUCAAUAAGAAAGAUUGAAGAAAAAAAUCAUUCUUAUUCUCUGAUGAAAACAUCUAUUGCAAUGUACUUCCGCUCUAGAAUCCCCAUUUAAGUGCAAUCUAGAAAUGUAUUUUCAGUAUUUAGACAAACAGACUGCCAAGUUUCGUACUACAGGGUUUUUGUGUUACUCUUAAACGCACCUUCUGGUAUCGUUCAAAUUCCAGCUAUGGACUUCAUUGAAGAUUCAGCUAUUCAUAUGACUAGCGGCGGAAGUGCCACCAGAGAGAGAGAGAGAGAGAGAGAGAGAUUGUGGAAAGAGAAUACAACUACACACACUUCAAAGUACCUGUUAUUUACACGAAUAUGAAGCAGAGCGCUGCAUGCAAUUACAAGCAUUUGUUGAGACCGUAACACAACAGCCACAAUACGUCUUAGCGAGAGAAAAAAAAUAUACGGAGAUUCAUCACAAAUCAAAGCCAAGUUUCUUUCGCCCUUGAUAAAUGGCUCACUUUUUCUAGUGCAACUGCCUGAAAAUUGUCCACAGUCAAAAUUUCUUCAUACGUAAUAACUCACCAUGAUAGUCAAUAGUUAACGGUAGACCAAUCAACGACUGAUCAUUUCGAUCAACUUUCCGAGAUAGCAGUUUUGAUUGGCUUUGAUUUGUGAAGAUUUAUCAAAAUUUGAACGUGUAUUGGACGAGAUAGUUCUAAAUCUAUUUCCUAUAAUUUCAAAUAGAAGUAAGGAACUUGAGAAUGUUUAGUAGUGGUGAGAGGAAAACCGCAUUAAUACAAGUGAUGUGAAACAAGCGAAAUCACCGUACCUGAUAUUUGUUAUUGUGAGAAAUAUGUUUAGAAAAAAUUUAGAUCAACACGAAAAAAAAAACAAAAAAAAAAAUAAAACUGCUAUCAACAACCAA